Drosophila grimshawi is the source of this 1123-nucleotide messenger RNA. RefSeq names its product peroxiredoxin-2 (gene Prx4). The coding region runs from base 235 to 966 and encodes 243 amino acids. NCBI's taxonomy places the organism in Eukaryota, Metazoa, Arthropoda, Insecta, Diptera, Drosophilidae. The record is from RefSeq and is a predicted model, not a curated record. Gene Ontology annotation, biological process: cellular response to stress; hydrogen peroxide catabolic process; cell redox homeostasis. The transcript is spliced from 5 exons. Gene Ontology annotation, cellular component: endoplasmic reticulum; cytosol. Gene Ontology annotation, molecular function: thioredoxin peroxidase activity.
AAAAGACAAACAUAACUCGUCACAAAAGGCUCAAUUUCUCUUUAAAAGUGUUGUUAAAUGUUGGAUAUAUUUUCAUUGACAACAUUGACAAGUUUAUUGUAGUUGCCACUGUCCGCGAAUCAAACUGAUAACAGUUUCAAUUGCUCUUAUCACAGGUCUCUCCUUUCAAUUGCUGUUUAGGCGGAUGUUCAACUAGAAUUUUGACUGCGUGGCUAAAAAUCAACCAGAGGCAAUAUGCGUAAUUGUUGGUGUUUAGUUGUUCUACUGCUGGCUGUAGCAGCUGUUGCAAGUGCUGAUGAUAACGAUUCCUGCUACUCCUUUGCGGGUGGCUCUGUUUAUCCAGCUGGCGAGCCCAAGGGCGACCAUCAAUUGCAGUACACAAAGGCAGUCAUUUCAAAGCCGGCCCCACAAUUUGAGGGCACCGCUGUGGUCAACAAAGAGAUUGUGCAGCUGUCGCUCUCGCAAUAUCUGGGCAAAUACGUGGUGCUCCUCUUCUAUCCACUCGACUUCACAUUUGUUUGUCCCACGGAGAUCAUUGCGUUCUCGGAUCGCAUUGCUGAAUUCAAGAAGAUCAAAACUGAGGUUAUUGCUGCCAGCGUUGACUCUCACUUCACACACUUGGCUUGGAUCAACACGCCGCGCAAGGAGGGCGGACUGGGCAACGUUAAGAUACCUCUGCUCUCCGACUUGACGCACAAGAUCAGCAAGGACUACGGUGUAUAUCUGGAGGCAAGUGGUCACGCCCUGCGCGGUCUCUUCAUCAUCGAUCAGCGCGGCGUGCUGCGCCAGAUAACGAUGAAUGAUCUGCCCGUGGGCCGCUCUGUGGAUGAGACAAUACGCCUGGUGCAGGCUUUCCAGUACACCGAUACCCAUGGCGAAGUGUGUCCAGCUGGCUGGAAACCUGGCGCCGAUACGAUUGUGCCCAAUCCGAAUGACAAAACAAAAUACUUUGCCAAGAACAACUGAAUUGCUUUAAACAUUUCAUACAGUUUGUGAAGACGACUUACACUAGAUAGCAUUUCCAUUUCCAAUGUUCACAACUGUCAUCUAAAAAUGAUGUAGUAAACAAUUCCACUUAUCGCUUGUAAAUAUACUAUAAAGUAACAAUUUGUUUUAUAUAGAA